GAAUUAAUGUCAGACGCUUGUGAUUCGAAUGCGAGUAAUUUGCUUUACUAGUUGGAAAUCGGUCAGCGGGGUGGUUUGAACAAUUAUAAAGAAAAAUUGUCUGGGUUAGGAUUCAGAAUCCAACUAAGUUUUAUUUUUUUGGAUUUUCAUUUAACGUUUUUAGUUUGUCGCUCCUUUAUAAGGAUUUUUUCGUUUUGUAAAUUUACUAUCUGUGAUUGAAUAUUUAAUUAAGUUUUAAUUUUAAGUGAAUAAUAAUAAUAAUAAAAAAACAACAGAACAAAUAACUUGUGAUAAUAAUUAAAAAAAAAAAAAAAAAAAACGAUAACAAAAUGAUUUUGUUACGCAAAGGAUUUACCACAUCAGUGUUUGUAACUAAAAAUGUUGCUCCCAAAUUGAAUUUAUGGCGUUGUCUUAGUACUCAAAAUGGAUUAUUUAGUAAAAAUAUCCAACAUGAUAAACGAGGAUUAAUCUCAGAGAAGAAAACUGUUACAUUUACUGAGAGGAGUCAAUUAAAAUACGCAAAGCGAUUGGUCGUUAAACUUGGUAGCGCUGUCAUCACCCGAGAGGAUAGUCAUGGUCUGGCUUUGGGACGAUUGGCUUCAAUUGUCGAACAGGUUGCUGAAUGUCAUUUGGAAGGACGUGAAGUAAUGAUGGUAACGAGUGGAGCUGUAGCAUUUGGUAGUCAAAAACUCGCACAAGAACUAUUAAUGUCUUUGUCAAUGAGAGAAACUCUAUCACCAAAGGAUCAUCAUAAUGAAGCUCCAGUACUAUUGGAACCUAGAGCAGCAGCUGCUGUUGGACAAUCGGGAUUGAUGUCCUUAUAUGAUGCUAUGUUUGCACAGUAUGGAGUUAAGAUAGCUCAGGUCCUUGUUACAAAACCAGAUUUCUACAACGAGGAAACAAGAAAUAAUCUCUUCUGUACGCUCUCGGAAUUGAUUAGUUUGAACAUCGUUCCAAUUAUUAAUACAAACGAUGCCGUAUCCCCGCCAAUGUUUAUUAAGGACGAUGAUCUACCAGCCGGAUCUAAGAAAGGUAUUGCUAUAAAGGACAAUGACAGCUUGGCAGCCAUGCUGGCCGCAGAAGUGCAAGCUGAUUUACUAAUUUUGAUGUCAGACGUCGACGGGAUUUACAAUAAGCCGCCAUGGGAGGAUGGUGCCAAGUUGAUGCACACCUACACUUCCAACGAUAUGCGAAGCAUUGAGUUUGGCAAAAAAUCAAAGGUUGGAACUGGUGGCAUGGAUUCGAAAGUUAAAGCAGCUACCUGGGCAUUGGAUCGGGGUGUGAGUGUUGUCAUUUGCAACGGUAUGCAAGAGAAGGCUAUUAAAACAAUAAUUGGUGGCAGGAAGGUUGGAACGUUCUUUACCGAGUCCACAGAAGGAUUUUCCACUCCUGUCGAAACUCUAGCUGAAAAUGCACGUACUGGUGGCCGACAAAUGCAAGCUUUAUCUCCAGAGGAAAGAGCUAAUGCUGUUAAUACACUAGCUGACCUCUUGGUUGCCAAACAAGAUUUUAUAUUGAGUGCCAAUGCAUUGGAUUUGGCUGAAGCUGAAAAAAGUGGUUUAGCUAAACCAUUAAUGUCAAGGUUGUCAUUGAAUUCUGGCAAAUUGAAAAAUUUGUCGGUGGGAUUGAAACAGAUUGCUGAUUCAAGUCAUAAGAACGUGGGUCGUGUUUUAAGGAAAACAAAGUUAGCCAACAAUUUGGAACUUACACAAGUUACCGUGCCAAUUGGUGUGCUGUUGGUUAUUUUCGAAUCACGUCCAGAUUCAUUGCCUCAAGUUGCGGCCUUGGCAAUGGCAUCGGCUAAUGGUUUAUUGCUUAAGGGUGGCAAGGAAGCAGCUUAUAGUAAUAAAGCUUUGAUGGAAUUGGUAAAGGAAUCAUUAGCAACAGUUGGUGCUGAGAAAGCUGUAUCUUUGGUAUCAACUCGUGAAGAAAUAAGUGAUUUAUUGUCAAUGGAAGAACAUAUUGAUCUUAUUAUUCCAAGAGGAUCAUCGGAAUUAGUUCGUAAUAUUCAAGAACAAUCAGUACACAUUCCAGUAUUGGGACAUGCUGAAGGUGUUUGUCACGUUUAUAUUGACAAAGAAGCUGAUUUGAGUAAGGCAUUGAAAAUUGCCAGAGAUGCCAAGUGUGAUUAUCCAGCAGCAUGCAAUGCCAUGGAAACCCUUUUGAUUCACGAAGACUUAAUGCAUGGAACAAUUUUCAAUGACGUUUGCAACAUGCUCAAACGUGAGGGAGUAAAAAUCUACUCUGGACCAAAACUUAGCCAACAACUUACCUUCGGUCCACCAGCAGCUAAGAGUUUAAGACACGAAUAUGGAGCUUUAGAAUGUUGCAUUGAGAUUGUCAAGGAUCUUGAUGAUGCUAUACAUCAUAUUCAUACUUAUGGAAGUAGUCAUACAGAUGUUAUUGUUACUGAAGAUGAAAGUGCUGCUGGUAAAUUCUUAUCAACUGUAGAUAGUGCUUGUGUCUUCCAUAAUGCCAGUUCUCGAUUUGCCGAUGGUUUCCGAUUCGGGUUGGGCGCUGAAGUUGGUAUUUCGACAGCAAGAAUUCAUGCCAGAGGACCAGUUGGAGUUGAGGGUUUGUUGACAACAAAAUGGAUUCUCAAGGGUCAGGAUCAUGCUGCAGCUGAUUUUGCUGAAGGCGGUGAUCGAGUUUGGUUGCAUGAGAAUUUGCCAAUUAUUUCUUAGGAGAUAAGUUGAAAAUGUUAUUUUGUUUGUAAAUUUGGGAUUAUUAUAUCGAUUUUUGUUUGAUUUUUUAAAAUAAAUGAGAUACAUAGCGAA
Messenger RNA from Episyrphus balteatus (marmalade hoverfly), 2777 nucleotides. It is a transcript of the gene P5CS, whose product is annotated as delta-1-pyrroline-5-carboxylate synthase. Gene Ontology annotation, molecular function: glutamate-5-semialdehyde dehydrogenase (NADP+) activity; ATP binding; glutamate 5-kinase activity. The transcript is spliced from 12 exons. The record is from RefSeq and is a predicted model, not a curated record. The coding region runs from base 330 to 2684 and encodes 784 amino acids. NCBI's taxonomy places the organism in Eukaryota, Metazoa, Arthropoda, Insecta, Diptera, Syrphidae. Gene Ontology annotation, cellular component: cytoplasm; mitochondrion.